UUGUCUAUUCAGCAUCCAACAAGGCCAUUCACCUCGAGCAGGGAGAGUAAAGGAGCGUGCGCAGAGAAAGGAGUGAAGAGAGGCAGGCCCCAGGCCAUAAUUCUCACUCUCAGCAGCCAAAUCAAGGACAGGCAGGCGCAGAGCGGAGGACCAAGCUCGCAAUGGGCAUGGGCACGGGCAUGGCUUCUCCCUUGCUUUCCUGCGCCAUCAUGGCGCUCCUGGCCUCCGUGCUCCCCCCUCCAUCCGUCGCCGGCGACCCCGACCUGCUCCAGGACAUCUGCGUCGCCGACCUCUCUUCCUCCGUGAAGGUGAAUGGGUUCGCGUGCAAGGCCACGGUGACCGAGGACGACUUCUACUUCAAGGGGCUGGGCGCCGCCGGCAACACCAACACCACCUACGGCUCCGUGGUGACCGGCGCCAACGUGGAGAAGGUGCCCGGGCUCAACACCCUGGGCGUUUCCAUGGCGCGCAUCGACUACGCGCCCGGCGGGCUCAACGCGCCGCACACCCACCCGCGUGCCACCGAGAUGGUCUUCGUCCUCGAGGGCGCGCUCGACGUCGGCUUCAUAACCACCGGCAACAAGCUCGUCUCAAAGACCAUCAGCGCCGGCGACGUCUUCGUGUUCCCGCGCGGCCUGGUCCAUUUCCAGAAGAACAACGGCGCCGGCCCCGCCUCCGUCAUCUCGGCCUUCAACAGCCAGUUCCCCGGCACACAGUCCCUCGCCAUGACGCUCUUCGCGGCCACGCCGCCGGUGCCUGACCACGUGCUCACGACGGCGUUCCAGGUCGGCACGAAGGAGGUGGAGAAGAUCAAGUCCAGGCUCGCCCCGAAAAAGGCCUGACUAAACAAUGCUGAGUACUCCUAAGAUGUUUCUUCCGAGUGACAUGAUUUGUAUUUCUACUCACUUUUACUUACCUGCGUUGUUUUCUUGAUUUGUUGGAUCCUCAUUGUAUUGUGUAAUACUGCCCUGCAGCAGCAAGUACAAAAGCUGGUAGGUCUGUGCUGCUUGUAAUAAUAAGAUCAAGUCAUUUGUUGGUUCUAAAUCUAAUCAUUCCAUCAUUAUGGUUGCAGCAGCUUCACAACUCAA
Molecule: messenger RNA, 1088 nt
Organism: Triticum aestivum (bread wheat)
Lineage: Eukaryota; Viridiplantae; Streptophyta; Magnoliopsida; Poales; Poaceae
Product: germin-like protein 5-1
Exons: 2
Coding region: 162-842 (226 amino acids)
Molecular function (GO): manganese ion binding
Source: RefSeq, a predicted model, not a curated record